This is a messenger RNA of Linum tenue, 682 nucleotides long. NCBI's taxonomy places the organism in Eukaryota, Viridiplantae, Streptophyta, Magnoliopsida, Malpighiales, Linaceae. The record is from the annotation of a GenBank genome assembly.
CUUAGUGCAAAUUAACUUAUUAACAAAUGACGACUAAUUAAUGUUUCUUGUUGCAUUUAUGCAGGCCACAAUGCCUUCAAGUGAAAAGCAUCCAUCAACAGUGCCAAUGUGGAAAGGUGUCAAAUUUGCUUAUGCCCUAAUCUCCAUGUGCCUUUUCCCCCUCGCCAUUGGAGGAUAUUGGGCCUAUGGUCAACUGAUCCCACGGGGCGGGAUGCUGACAGCGUUGUUCGCCUUCCACGGUCAGGACACGUCGCGCUUCAUCCUAGGGUUGACCAGCUUCUUCGUGAUUGUCAACGCAGUGAGCUCGUUCCAGCUCUACGGGAUGCCAAUGUUCGACCAGAUGGAGUCGUCCGUGGUGACCAAGCUGAAGAGGCCAUGCCCCGUCUGGGUCAGGGCGUCGUUGAGGGUGGCAUUCGCGUUCUCGUGCUUCUUCACGGCCGUGGCCCUACCGUUUUUGGGGAGCGUGGCGGGCCUCAUGGGAGGGAUCGCGCUGCCUAUCACACUGGCAUACCCGUGCUUCAUGUGGCUCAAGGUCAGGAAGCCGACCAGGUACAGCAAGUCGUGGCUCGUGAACUGGGUGCUGGGAGUUUUCGGGCUGGCCCUGAGUGGUGCGUUGAUUGUUGCGGGGGUUUAUGUUGUGAUUGACAAUGGAAUUAAGUUCAGCUUCUUCAAGCCUACUUAG